AUGCCAUGGGGGACCACGAAUCAUGGAGAAAAAGGGGAGAAGGUUAAAGCAGAUUACUCUUUAUGUGCUUGCUUGCAAAAGAAUGAUGGCUAUAAUGCCCUCUUCACCCCUGGAGGCUUAAUAGCAAGAACCGAGGGAUUAAUGAAUCUGUUCUCGUUUUGCUGGAGCCCGUUUGGGAAUGAAUUAGAAAAUAACGAAACAAACAACGUUCUCGGCGGCGGCGGCAGCGGAAGUAGCGGUGGCUCAAGGGAAGUUAGAGAUGGGUUUCUUUGGUUUUGUGAUAUAGGGAAAUAUGGGUCCGGUGAAUUUUUCGUAGCCGUGAUCCAAGCGAACCAGGUGCUAGAGAACCAGAGCCAGAUUGAGUCGGGCCAAUUCGGCACCUUCGUCGGAAUCUAUGACGGACACGGAGGAUUCGAGGCGGCACGUUACGUUUGCGAUCACUUGUUUAGUAAUUUUCGAGCAAUGGUGGCUGAAUCGGGGGAAGUUGUGACUGCUGAGACCAUUCAAAGAGCUUUUCAACAAACAAAGGAAGGGUUUACGGCCCUGGUGUCGGAGCUAUAG
Molecule: messenger RNA, 561 nt
Organism: Hibiscus syriacus
Lineage: Eukaryota; Viridiplantae; Streptophyta; Magnoliopsida; Malvales; Malvaceae
Product: probable protein phosphatase 2C 42
Exons: 2
Coding region: 1-561 (186 amino acids)
Biological process (GO): protein dephosphorylation
Molecular function (GO): protein serine/threonine phosphatase activity; cation binding
Source: RefSeq, a predicted model, not a curated record